CUAAGGUAAUCUCUCUUAUCUAUGCUCUUAUCUAUGGGUAAUCUCCAGGUAAUCUCCAAUUUCAUUUAUUUUUGUUUAUGUGUCAAAAGUAUUUGUCUAAAAGUUUAUUGUGUUUAAAAUAUGGAUUUAAAUAUUCAGAAACUACCGGUGUUCGUAUUUCCACCAGCUUUAAAAUUCUAUCUUAAUUCAAGACAGACUCAUAAACAACUGCUGACACUGUAUAAUCCGUAUGAAUUCCCUGUUAGAUUUAAAGUUUUGUGUACAUCUCCUAAUAAAUAUACUGUGAUAGACCCAGAAGGUAGUAUUGGACCAUCAAAAUGUGUCGAUAUUGUUAUAAGACAUACAAUGCCUUUAUUAGCUCAUUGUAAUAUUACGGACAAAUUUCGAAUUACUUUGCAAGAUCAUACAACCAAACAGAAUAUAUGUCUUCAGGUAUUGGGUAAAAGGGAUAUAGAAUCUAAAUUGUUACAAGCAGAAUCCGAUACUAGUUCAAAUGAUGGUGAUAAUUUUCACUCUUUACCUCAUGCAGAAAAAGAUCUAGAUGAACCACGGAAUGUUCAGUAUCCAAUUAAAAACAUUCAAAGGUAUUUUUUAAUAAAAAUAAAAUUGAAAAUGUUUUACAUAUUAUGAAAUAUAAUUAAUGCACAUAAAAAAUAAUUAAAAUAAAUAUAUGGGUUUAUUUCAUAAGCUUGACAUAUUUCGGUAGAUACUAUCAUGCUCAGUAGUUAGUAAACACUGAAAUCUAAUACAAAUUUUUCUGUAUAUUAUGGGGAAAAGCUACCAUGUAUAUUAAU
This is a messenger RNA of Agrilus planipennis (emerald ash borer), 794 nucleotides long. Its product is annotated as motile sperm domain-containing protein 1-like. The record is from RefSeq and is a predicted model, not a curated record. The transcript has 3 exons. Gene Ontology annotation, cellular component: cytoplasm. The coding region runs from base 121 to 630 and encodes 169 amino acids. NCBI's taxonomy places the organism in Eukaryota, Metazoa, Arthropoda, Insecta, Coleoptera, Buprestidae.